UUGAAGUGGUUAAGAAUGUCUCUGCCAAGUAGACAAACAGCUAUUGUUAACCCUCCACCACCAGAGUAUAUAAACACUAAGAAAAAUGGACGAUUGACAAAUAAACUACAGUAUCUACAAAAAGUUGUUCUGAAGGCUUUAUGGAAGCAUAGUUUUUCCUGGCCUUUUCAGCAGCCUGUGGAUGCCGUGAAACUGAAGUUGCCUGAUUAUUAUACCAUUAUAAAAAACCCAAUGGAUUUAAGUACAAUUAAGAAGCGCUUGGAACAUAAAUAUUAUGCGCAGGCUUCAGAAUGUAUAGAAGACUUCAACACAAUGUUCUCAAAUUGUUAUUUAUAUAACAAGCCUGGAGAUGACAUUGUUCUUAUGGCACAAGCUCUAGAGAAGUUGUUUAGGCAGAAAUUAUUUCAUAUGCCACAAGAAGAGCAAGUUGUGGGUGGUAAGGAAAGAAUAAAGAAAGGCACUCAUCAGAAUGUAGCAGUUCCUUCUGUUAAAGAAAAACAGUUCCCUAAAGCAUCAGAAAAAGUAUUCAAGCAGCAAGUGACUCCCCCUGUAUUUCCUGAAACAUUUGUUUCUCCUUUAGAUAUGGCACAAAGUGCUCCACCCAACUCUACCUCAAUAACAGUUGCCCAGGUUACAAGGGGUGUGAAGAGGAAAGCAGAUACGACAACUCCUACAACUUCAGUAGUUACAGCAAGUGAUGAAUAUAUCCCAGCACUCACAGAAAAAAAAUCAGUGAAAAUGCCACCUAUAAAAGAAAGUGUGCUAAAGAAUGGUUUGCAGGAUUCGCAGCAACAAUAUAACAUUGUCAAGAGUGUUAUCCUAACAGAACAAUUAAGGCACUGUAGUGAGAUUCUUAAAGAAAUGCUUUCAAAGAAACACUUUUCCUAUGCAUGGCCCUUUUAUAACCCUGUUGAUGUUAAUGCAUUGGGACUCCAUAACUACUAUGAUAUUGUGAAAAAUCCAAUGGAUCUUGGAACUAUCAAGAGAAAAAUGGAUAACCAAGAAUAUAAGGAUGCAUAUGACUUUGCUGCAGAUGUUAGAUUAAUGUUCAUGAAUUGCUACCAAUACAACACUCCAGAUCACGAAGUGGUGGCAAUGGCCAGAAUGCUCCAGGAUGUUUUUGAAAUGCAUUUUGCAAGGAUCCCAGAUGAACCUGUUGAGACUAUGCCUGUAUGUUACAUCAACACAGAUACCACUAAAACCGUUGGUAGAGAAAGCAGUAGUGAGGCUUCCUCUGAAGCUAAUUCUGGUGAUUCUGAAGAUGAACGAGUCCAGCGUCUUGCAAAGCUUCAGGAGCAGCUUAAAGCUGUUCAUCAGCAACUACAGGUUCUGUCCCAAGUACCUUUUCAUAAGCUAAAGAAAAAGAAUGAGAAGUCUAAAACGGAAAAGAAAAAAGAAAAGUGUAAUAACAGAGAUGAAAAUCCAAGAAUUAAGCAAAUGAAAUUAAAGUCCAAGAACAAUCAGCCAAAGAAGAGGAAAGAACAGGUCUUGGCUGUGAAAUCUAAGGAUGAAUAUAAUGUUAAACCUAUGAACUAUGAUGAGAAAAGGCAGUUAAGUUUGGAUAUAAACAAACUCCCUGGAGAUAAACUUGGGAAAGUUGUACAUAUAAUACAAUCAAGAGAACCUUCAUUGAGAAAUACCAACCCCGAUGAGAUAGAGAUAGACUUUGAAACACUGAAAACAACAACACUAAGAGAACUAGAAAAAUAUGUUGCUUUGUGUCUAAGAAAAAGACCACUAAAACCUCGUGGUAAGAAAAUAAUGAAGUCCAAAGAACUUCAGUUACAGAAAAAACAGGAGUUGGAAAAGCGGUUACUGGAUGUCAAUAAUCAGUUAAAUUCCAGAAAACGUCAAACAAAACCUGAGAAAACUCAACCAGUGAAAUCUCUUGGAAGUGGCUCCCGACUGAGUGACAGCAGCAGCAGCAGCAGCUCAUCAGAGUCUGACAGUAGCAGCAGUGAUUCAAGUUCUUCAGACAGCAGCGAUUCCGAAUCAGAAAUGUUACCUAAGUUUACUGAAGUAAAACAGAAUGAUUCUCCUUCUAAAGAGAAAGUGAAGAAGAUACAGAUGGUCUGUCUUAAAACUGAAAGGUAAUUUUAUUUAACUUUGUCUCAACAGAUACAAUCUUCUAUACAAGAUACAAUCUCUUGUUCUACUACUCUUGUUUAUCAGACCAUGCAUUCAAGUGGAAUACCACCAAAUCACUGCCCGUUAGCACUUAUUCAUCAAGAAUUAGAACAUUUACAGAGUGUGAAAAACAUUUCACCCUUACAAAUCCUGCCUCCCUCAGGUGAUUCUGAACAACGCUUAAAUGACCUAACUGUGAUGCCUCAGCCUCGUGAUAAUACAGUGGUGUUAGAUUCUGAAUGUCAAGUUCCUGUGCAGAAGGAUAUAAAGAUCAAGAAUGCAGACUCUUGGAAAAGUUUAGGCAAACCCGUCAAAACUUCAAGUGUACUGAAAUCCUCAGAUGAGCUUUUCAACCAAUUUAGAAAAGCAGCAAUAGAAAAAGAAGUAAAAGCUCGAACACAAGAACAAAUACAGAAACAUCUGGAACAAAAUACAAAGGAACCAAAAGUAUUUCAAGAAAGUCAGAGAGACCCUGGCUUCACUCUAGAAUCUUUUCCAAAUAAGAUGCAAAACAAGUGCCUUGGAGAAGAGCAGAAAGUACAUCAACAAUCAUUGGAAGCUCAGGAUAAACGUAACCUCUGGCUUCUCAAAGACCGUAAUUUAGCAAGGGAGAAAGAACAAGAGCGGAGGAGGAGAGAAGCAAUGGCCGGUACCAUUGAUAUGACUCUGCAAAGCGACAUUAUGACAAUGUUUGAAAACAACUUUGAUUAA
This is a messenger RNA of Hipposideros armiger (great roundleaf bat), 2838 nucleotides long. RefSeq names its product bromodomain testis associated (gene BRDT). Gene Ontology annotation, biological process: regulation of DNA-templated transcription; chromatin remodeling. NCBI's taxonomy places the organism in Eukaryota, Metazoa, Chordata, Mammalia, Chiroptera, Hipposideridae. The record is from RefSeq and is a predicted model, not a curated record. Gene Ontology annotation, cellular component: nucleus; chromatin. The transcript is spliced from 18 exons.